AACUUUUUAUAACUUUUAAACGUAUUCUAUUUCAUCUAACUAAUGUUAUGAAUUAAUAAAAAUAACCAUACGUACGAACAAGUAGCAAGUAGGUAAUAACACUAAUAACCAUGUAAUUCUAUAUUCUAGCAAACUUAUCAUAAUAGGUAAAAGAGUAAAUGAUAAGUAGGAUUUAACAAUCGUUUUUGUUCAUGUUAUCAAGUUUUCUUAUUAAUAUUAUUUUAUUAUGUGAUUGAGUUUCAGUAAUUUAUAUCCAGCUUAUGUCCAAUUUAUUGUACGAAGAUARGUAUUGUUCCGUUAUAAAACACAAGAUAAUAAAUUAAUCGUAAUAUAACAUACAUUAAAUUAACCUGAAAAUCCAUAAGCACAGACUUCUAUAAUAACCAAACAAGUAACUCCGUGCAUUAGUUGAAGCCUGGUUCCGCCAUCUUCUUUGUUGAGCAGCAUAAUGAGCAAUAUCAUAGACCAGAAUGAAAAAAUUACAGCGGAUAAAAUCACCUCGCCCGAGAAUAAUAACUGCAAUAUAAACACUAAAACUAUAAUUAGUAUAGACAAAUGUGGAGCUGACGAUGAUGGUCAAAAUAAAUCGAUUGAAAACAAUAGGAAAACAGAAAAUAUAACCAUAGAUGUCGAGGUUGAAAAAUAUUCAGUUUCGAAUCUUUUAUGGAGAGAUUUAUAUCCUCAAGUGUUGGCUAGUUGUAUAUCCUUUUUAAUGGUGAUUCAACCGGGAAUACAUUUAGCUUAUUCRAAUAAUAUGUUACAUCAUAUGCCGUCAAUAAAUAAAGAUCAAUUUUCGUGGAUAACAASUAUUUCGGUUUUGUGCACACCCGUUGGAGCGUUCCUUGUCGGUCUAUUGAUGGAUAAGAUUGGCCGGAAAAAAGCUUGUCUCUUAACUUGCUUACCAUUACUCGUUUCGUGGACAAUAGUGACCAUUUCAAGUUCUGACAACAUCUACACGUUUUAUGUAUUUAGGCUGUUGGCUGGGAUCGGUGCAGGAAUGACUAUGGUGGCCAUAGUGUACGUGUCGGAAAUCAGUCACUCGUCGUACAAGCAGAUAUUGUUGUCUCUGAACAGUGUUUUCUUUUCUGGUGGUAUACUGCUUUCAACCUGUUUGGCUGAUCUGGACUGGAAUGCCAUAAACUUCUCAUUUGUCGUCUUCACGGUUGUCAACAUGUUGCUCAUAAUGAUUUAUUUGCCGGAGAGUCCGAUCUGGAUACUGAAAUUUAAAAGUUCCGAGCACGUUGAUACAGCCAAAAUGGCGGUGAAACAGAUUUAUCCGAAUAAUAAUCAGCAGGUGUUCGAAGCCGAGUGGAGACGAUUGAAAUCCGCGUCAGAUGCUACUGCCGUCACGGACGUCCAGCAAUCGUCAUUCAUCGAGUCAGUCCGAUCCAGUCCCGCGGCGUACAAGCCGAUGGUCAUAUUGGCACUGCUGCUACUCCUCCAGCAACUGACCGGCGCCUACCCGACCAUAUCGUACGCGCUUCCCAUAAUCAAGUCGGUGACGCCCGCCGCCUACUGGCCGUCCACCGAUAUCCAAUCACUGGCUGUACUGGGUGCCGUCAGGUUCGCUUCCGGCCUGCUGGCGUGUGUGUUGUCGUUGCGCGUGGGCCGGAAACCUCUGCUGGUGUUCUCGUGCGUAGCCAUGGCGCUGUCGUCCACUCUGGUGGCGGCCACCCAUAGUCAACGGGACACGACCACCAUCCCGUGGUCCCUGUGCGGCGUCAUGCUGUACGUGAUCAGCAGUUCCGUCGGCGUCCUUGUGUUCCCGUGGACGAUGACAUGUGAACUGCUGUCCACGCCCGUCCGGGCAGUCGGCGGCAGUAUAUUGAUAUCGUACGCUUACCUGAUCAUGUUUACCGUGCUUAAGGCGUUCCCGUACGUGAUGGCCGUAGUAUCCUUGCCACACGUUUUCCUCAUGUUCGGUGCCGUGUCCUUGUUGAUGGCCGUCUACGUGUACCUUGUCGUUCCCGAGACGUUGGGCAAGAGCUUCCAAGAAAUAGAGGAUUACUUCACGCAAUCAAGUAAACCAACAUAAAGCUCGUUCGUCAAUAACACAUUUGCAUCAGCUCCACACUUCCUUGCAUAAUGCAUAUACAUGCAUGUGGAAUUAUGAGGGGUGAACCCAUGUAAUCAGGAAAAGUGGUUCUACAGGUCUUUAUACUUAUAUUUUAUACAUACAUAAUUUAUAUAAUAAUUCUUCCGUAAACAUCUGUUUUUGUAAUGACACCAAAGCUUUUCCGGUCUCAUUUACACUAAUAAAACAUUAAUCAUAUUAUGUAUACCUAUAAAUUGAAAUGUUUCCGUAUGUAAUCUAACAUUAAUCAAUACGAACAAUCUUAAUUCUGAGUGUUAGCUUAUUAUUGUAUACGACAGAUUUUUUUUUUAAAUAAUUUAAGCAUAAAGUGUGUAUGUAUAAAUAUAACAUGCGUCAUGUUUUGUAAAUCUUCGUUUCAAGUGUAGGUACUCUGAAUAUUUACAAAUAUAUUAAGCCGUUUACAUACAAAUUAUUAUGUUCUGGUACA
Diuraphis noxia (Russian wheat aphid) is the source of this 2522-nucleotide messenger RNA. Its product is annotated as facilitated trehalose transporter Tret1-like. The record is from RefSeq and is a predicted model, not a curated record. Gene Ontology annotation, molecular function: transmembrane transporter activity. Lineage: Eukaryota; Metazoa; Arthropoda; Insecta; Hemiptera; Aphididae. Gene Ontology annotation, cellular component: membrane. Gene Ontology annotation, biological process: transmembrane transport.